This is a messenger RNA of Mycena citricolor, 1511 nucleotides long. The record is from the annotation of a GenBank genome assembly. Lineage: Eukaryota; Fungi; Basidiomycota; Agaricomycetes; Agaricales; Mycenaceae.
GAAGUCUUGAGACGCGUUCGGGCCGCCCGCGGAACGUGCAAGCUUCCGUCCCGUCUCUGCGUUCAUUUCGGGAUGUGGGUUAGAGCGGAACAACGGUCGUAUGUUAUUUUGCAGGAUGUGGGUCACGAGUGUCAGAGGAGGAUCCAUGAAUCUAUGUAAGAUAUCUACAACACGCGGGUAGUACGUUCGUGGGCGGGUAGGAAUUGGAUAUCACCCACUUUGAGCCAAUUCUUGCGAUGGAAGUUCCGUCCAUUCCGAAUCCCCAUCUAAGGGUGCUACUGCAGCCACGAUAUCAGCUUGCUCGUCCAGCGACAGGUCGGUGCUCUGUUCGAUGCGCGUAUUGAGUUCUUGAAGGAUGCGUAGCGUGUCAUUCUUCCACACUUGAAGACGCGUCACAAGCUCGAUCUCUGAUGUUUCAGACAGUUCUUUGUAUUCUCCAGGAACUUUGAGUUGCACAAGGAGAGAAGAGAGGGUCAUGAUCGUCGCGUCGCGAGGGUCACCGGUAUUGAUUGGCACUUGAAAUCAAAUCAGCUGAUGGAAGUCAGCACAGCCCAUGAUGAGCUGACAAAGCUACAUAGUUUACACGUGAACAAGGCAGGCGGCAAUCCCAAAAUCCCUUCGUCCUUCCUCAAGACAUCGCUGCAUAAAUGGGUCGGGUUAUUCGAGCACAGAGGCGGUCGCACACCAUCUUCAAAGCGCACACGCACUUGAACAAGAACCCGGCGCAGCUCCGUAACCUCGACUUCGCUGAGCGCAACGGCUACAUCCGCGGUGUCGUUCGAGAGAUCAUCCACGACUCCGGACGUGGUGCUCCCCUUGCCCGUGUCGUCUUCCGGGAUCCGUACCAGCACAAGCUCCGCAAGGAGACCUUCAUCGCCACUGAGGGUCUGCACACCGGUGCCUUCGUCUACUGCGGAAAGAAGGCGACUCUCUCUGUCGGCAACGUUCUUCCCGUCGGUCAGUGCCCUGAGGGUACGAUCAUCUGCAACGUCGAGGAGAAGGUCGGUGACCGUGGUGCCCUUGCCCGCACCUCUGGUGCCUACGCUACCAUCAUUGGCCACUCGCCCGAUGACAACAAGACCCGUCUCCGUCUGCCCUCCGGCGCCAAGAAGACCGUCUCUGGAUCUGCCCGUGCAACUGUCGGUAUCGUCGCUGGUGGUGGACGUAUCGACAAGCCCUUGCUCAAGGCGGGUCGCGCAUACUACAAAUUCAAGGCCAAGCGUUACAACUGGCCCCGUACUCGUGGUGUGGCUAUGAACCCCGUGGACCACCCCCACGGUGGUGGUAACCACCAGCACAUCGGAAAGGCGUCCACGAUCUCGCGCCAAGCCGUUCCCGGUCAAAAAGUCGGUCUCAUUGCUGCCCGGAGGACUGGUCUUCUGCGUGGUACCGUCAAGGUCAAGGAGUUUAAGCGGUGGAUGGGCGUUUGGGCUCGUCUGUUUCUUCUCCUUAUCUACAUUUUUCAUGCAUCCUACCUUCCAAAAUGUAUGCCAUGCCGCCCGCGACAAUGA